AUGUCUAACUCGCAAACUCCUGAUGCACGCACUGCGCUUAUGCAAUCUAUUCUGUCGCGUCACUUGCAGGCGAGUCCGGCGAGAGCAUCCUCAAGCUCUCUAUUGCGGAGACCAAGCCGCAAUUUUAAUGUGCAGGACUUUGCUGGCCACCGAAAGCAGGCAGCUAGCCCUAGCAAACGCAAGGCGCGCGAGGACAAAAUUGCCUUGACGAUUCGAGGUAGAACGAUCUAUGAUCCACGAGCCUGCCCCAUUACACACUCGGCACCCAAGAAAAGCAGCCCACGGAAGAGGUUGAUGAAGCCAACCGGUCCCUCAUACCACCCUGGUGCAUCCUUUGAAGAGAAACCAUUGACUCUGAAUAUUUUAAAACGGAUGAAAACCGAGGAAGAAUACCCAGAGAAGAACCAAGGUUUCUUGGUAGAAGCCGGAGGUGAAUCUACACCGAGCUGCUACUGGGAGGCGCAGGACAAGUCUCCUUGGAUGGGCAUCUCCGAGUCUGAUCCGGACUGGCCAGGAAGCAGUGAAAAAGUCACACCCUCGGACAUGGAGUAUUCUCCGUCUCGCUGGAACGCGCCGCAAUUUAACUCAGGGGAGGGCGACUGGGAGAUGAUGUUUGACAUGUACAUCAGAGAGCAGUGA
This is a messenger RNA of Suillus plorans, 639 nucleotides long. RefSeq lists its product as uncharacterized. Bases 1 to 639 code for a protein of 212 amino acids. The record is from RefSeq and is a predicted model, not a curated record. The transcript has a single exon. NCBI's taxonomy places the organism in Eukaryota, Fungi, Basidiomycota, Agaricomycetes, Boletales, Suillaceae.